Molecule: messenger RNA, 2308 nt
Organism: Ziziphus jujuba (common jujube)
Lineage: Eukaryota; Viridiplantae; Streptophyta; Magnoliopsida; Rosales; Rhamnaceae
Product: LEAF RUST 10 DISEASE-RESISTANCE LOCUS RECEPTOR-LIKE PROTEIN KINASE-like 2.4
Biological process (GO): protein phosphorylation
Molecular function (GO): polysaccharide binding; ATP binding; protein kinase activity
Source: RefSeq, a predicted model, not a curated record
UUUUUUUUUUUCUUUGAAAGAAGGGGAAACAGUGUUAACUGUGUUCAAAAAAAUAAUAAGUAAAUAAAAACAGAGUAGCCGACGCGCCAUUAUGAAUUGGUUUGAGUCUAACCAAAAGUCAAUAUUUCUACAAUCUGCCACUCAUUUUAUUGACGAAUACUUCAUUUCUCCACCCUAAUAAUCACAACCAGAAAUGAAAUCCAGGCUUUCCUUAUCAUCAUCUCCUUUUAUUUUUCUUUCAUUUUCUUGGCUGCUGCUAGUUAUCAUCAAGUUUCCUCCAUGUUGGAGCUUGGAUUUGGUCAGAAGCUGCGUUACCGGUUCAAUUGUGGGAAUAUCACAGGCAUUGACUACCCUUUUUGGGGAGAUGGUAGGCCAGAUGGUUGUGGGUAUCCUCAUCUAUAUCUCCACUGCAACAAAAGCCAACCUACCAUUGAUAUAAUGGGUGUGAAAUACAGGGUGUUAGACAUAGACCAAAACACGCAGAUUCUCCAUAUCACAAGAGAUGAUUUCUCUAAUGAUUUGUUAUGUUCACCAACAUACCCUAAUACCACCUUCGAUUCGGACCAAUUUGAAUAUGCUCCAGAUUUUGGGGGAGUUACACUUUACUAUGAUUGUCCUCCUGCUGUUCAAGGCAUGGCCGGGUAUUUCAAUUGCACCCAUCAGUCAACUCAUAAGAAUGGAAUUAUAGGAAAUGAACCCCAAACUAUGGGAUGCAAUUCAAGCCUCAGAGUUGGGAUGCGGCGGAGUUAUUUUGGUGUUAUUUGGGAUUUGCCGAAAUUGGCAGAGGCACAGAAAGAAGGAUUUGGAUUGAAAUAUAAGGUUGAUACUUGGUUAUGUAGCAACUGCACCAAAUCUGGAGGAGCUUGCGGUUAUGACAUGGAUUCCAAGCAACCAACUUGCUACUGUGCAGAUGGAUCUUCUGGGCAAAGGCCAUGUCCUCUAAGAAAAGCAGAAUCCUCUUCAAACCGUAAUUUGGCCAUAGGAAUUUCAGCGGCUCUGGUUGGACUUUUGUUUAGUUUUGCUAUAAUGCUAUAUAUCUUCAAGAGAAAAUGUUCAUCAAUUAAAGCAAUGUUCUUUGGGAAGGAAGACAAUAGAGAGGAUUUUGAUGUGGAGGCAUUUAUAAGGAAUUAUACUUCAUUUGCUCCAAAGCGGUAUUCUUAUUCACAUGUCAAGAAAAUGACAAACUCAUUUACAAACGAGAUUGGGAAAGGAGGAUUUGGUUGUGUAUACAAAGGAACACUACCUGAUGAUCGCCUUGUUGCAGUGAAAGUCCUUAAAGAGUCCAAAAGCAAUGGAGAAGAUUUUAUUAAUGAAGUUGCUAGUAUGGGUAGAACUUCUCAUGUUAAUAUUGUCACUCUUGUUGGAUUCUGUUAUGAGAGGAAUAAGAGAGCCUUAAUUUAUGAUUUCAUGCCCAAUGCACUUGACAAAUUCAUAUCUAAUCCAGAACAUGAGAAUGCAACCGAUUGCCUAGAUUGGAAUAGAUUGUACGAAAUUGCUCUUGGCAUUGCGCGAGGACUGGAAUACUUGCAUUGUGGUUGUAAUACAAGGAUUUUGCAUUUUGACAUAAAGCCUCAAAACAUUCUUUUGGAUAAAGACUUUUGUCCAAAAAUAUCAGACUUUGGCCUGGCCAAACUAUGGUUGAAUAAGGAGAGUAUUGUGUCUAUGAUGGGUGCCAGAGGAACUGCAGGAUAUAUAGCACCCGAAGUAUUCAGUAGGAAUUUUGGUGGAGUGUCUCAUAAAUCCGAUGUUUAUAGUUAUGGAAUGUUGGUUCUCGAAAUGGUAGGAGGAGGGAAGAAUAUUGAUCCUAGAGUGUCUCAUACUAGUGAAACAAACUUUUCUUAUUGGAUUUAUGAAGAUGUGGAAUUGGGUACAGAUUUAGGACUCUUGGGAGUCACAACAGAGGAAGAAAAAGAAAUAGCAAUGAAGAUGCUAUUAGUAAGCUUUUGGUGCAUUCAAACAAAUUCAUCAGAUAGACCACCAAUGAGUAAGGUUGUAGAUAUGCUGGAAGGAGACCUUCAACAUGUCCAGAUUCCACCAAAGCCGUUCUUGUUUUCUCCAGCAAGGUCCCCUCAACAAUCCACAGAAUCAUCAUUAUAAUUUAUUAUUUAUUUUCUUUUCCUAUGUGUUGCCCAUUUUCUUUCUUUUGUAAUAGAUUUAUCAUGCUUUGGAUUCAGCGUUUAUGUUUGGUCUCUUUCAGUUCCAUAUCACGGGGAUGGCAAAUGAAUUUGAUUGUUGAUCCCGGUUGAUGUAGUUUUGGGUGCUAUAUUUUGUAUAAACUGAACAUCUAAAAUUUUUUGUACAGACCCUU